UAAUAGACUUAUGCCAAAAAAAUGUUUUCUAAUCUUCUAGUUUUUUUUAAAUGGAUUUCUAACCGUAUAAAACACAAAUAGACUUAAACAAAUGUUAGUUUUUUCUUAUAUUAUGUUACUUAUGUUUAUAAAAUUAUUAUAAUCUACUUAAUGGACCAGCAACAGUUUUCGUUGUCUUACGGUGGUGAAAACUACGCCGGAGACUACUUCCCAGAGGAUUACUAUGAGUUAUACGAUGAUGAAUUAGAAAAUGAAAAUCAGUAUUAUCAUCAAAAUUUAGAUUCAGAAAAUCAUAGUGAACCCUCUUUUUGGAGCAAUCUAACUUUUUACCAGCUGUGUACUCAAUGUGUUGUGCCAGCUAUUUGGAGUACUGGAAAUCUACUGGGAACUACUCUUCUUUUAUGCAUAUUCUUUAGAUUAUUCAUUGUUAUAUGCAAUAAAAUCAAUCUAGUCYCUGGAGCAGUCUUGCACACAGUGUGCGCCAUAUGUGGUGUUCUACCAUUAAUUAUAUUACAUGAAGAUGGAGACUUAUAUCAAACAUUACUUCAAAUUGUAUUGUUUCCUAUGUUCUGUUACAUAGUGUCUAUAAUAUGUAUAUUGACUUUAAAACAACAUUCAUCUACUGUAUUCUCUAUUAUAAUCCUAUUUACACUAUUCUAUCGUGAAUGUUUUACAAAUAAUUCAAAAUGGCAAAAAACCAAAAGUGCUCAUAUGCUUAUGUCAAUGAAAGCAAUGGCAAUAUUAUUUGAUAUUCAAUCAAAUAAAUUGUAUACGUUUCCUUCAGUUCCUCAGUAUACAGGUUACAUGAUGUGCGCAGGUACUGUUUAUUUGGGUCCAUUUUUAACAUUUCAAGAAUACUUAAAUGCAUUUUCUCCAUCUAUUUAUUGGAACAAGACCAAAGUCUGUCGUUUGAUAUGGAAAAUAAUAAUUUCAUUGUUUUGCUUUGUUUUGUCAAUUUGUGUUGUUGAUUGGCUGUUCAGCCAAUAUUUGCUUGCCAAUAAUAAAAGCAAUUCAAUUAUUAACAUUUUUCUAACUAUGUACAAACAAGCUUUGGAGUUCCGUACGGGUCAUUAUUUUGUAGCCUAUGCUUCUACAGUAUUUGCAACUGUUUGUGGAUACCACAAUGAACACAACAGUGAAAUAUUAGUAACCCAUCCAUUGAUUAUGGAAUGGCCUCAAUCUCUUUUACAUGUUGUCAUAAAUUGGAACGCACCAAUGCACUAUUGGUUAAAAAAAUAUAUAUUUGAAGAAGUACUGAAAUAUGGCAAUAAAAAUAAAAAACAUAGAAAUAGAAUAAUUGCUAUAGGGACCACAUAUUUUGUGAGCUCACUAUUACACGGCUUAGAACGACGUUUAUCAGCUGUGUUACUUUCUCUUGCYGCAUAUACAUAUGUAGAACACCAAAUACGUACAAAAUUAGCAUCAAGAUUUCCAAACAAAUUUUCUUAUUAUGCUAAAAAUAAAUUUCCCCAUCAUGGUUCAAAAAAAUACUUAGGUAGCUUAAACCAAAGUAACUGGUUUUUUAGAAGUAUUAACAUUAUGUUUACUAUUUUAAACAUUAUACAUUUAGCUUAUCUUGGUUCAUUAAUUGAUAUGUCUGUAGGAAACUCUUACAGUACCACCUACCAAGAAUCUUUUGCUUCUUGGAGUCGAGUAUCAUAUUUUAGUCAUUUUGUAAUGUUGUUUAUGUUUUUCAUCAGUAUUAUAUUGUAAAUUUUCUAUUAAGUAACUGCUCUCCAUUAAAGUGCCAAAUUUACCUAAUUUAAAUUCUUUAAAAAUGGUAUGAAAAUAAAUUGUUGUAUAUUAUGAUGAGCAGAAUAUAUMAUGAUCUUAGCAGAAACCAUAUAACUUUGUUGUAACUGCAGUUACAAAACCGUUAUUUUAGUAAUAUUUCAUUAUUAACAAAAUGGUUGUAUAAGAUUCUAAGGGGAGGGGGGCUGAUCUAAUUG
This is a messenger RNA of Diuraphis noxia (Russian wheat aphid), 1949 nucleotides long. RefSeq names its product Protein-serine O-palmitoleoyltransferase por (gene por). Gene Ontology annotation, biological process: protein palmitoylation; lipid modification; Wnt protein secretion. The record is from RefSeq and is a predicted model, not a curated record. Gene Ontology annotation, cellular component: endoplasmic reticulum; membrane. Gene Ontology annotation, molecular function: Wnt-protein binding; palmitoleoyltransferase activity. Lineage: Eukaryota; Metazoa; Arthropoda; Insecta; Hemiptera; Aphididae.